AAGAAUAAAACCCUCAUAAGCUUCUCUCACUUCUCAGUCCUUUUUCACUACUCACUUCUCUCUCUCUCUCUGUCCACAUUAAUGGAUUCUCUCACUCUCUUCUGCACCGGCUCUCUAUUAGCCGGCGGCUUGUUCUGGUUCAUCUGUAUUCUCGGCUCAGCCGAACAGAAAGGAAAGCGCGCCGUCAACUUAUCCGGCGGCUCCAUAUCAAAAGACAACGUCCAGGACAAGUACGAUCAGUACUGGUCUUUCUUCCGCCGCCCUAAAGAGAUCGAAACGGCGGAAAAGGUGCCCGAUUUCGUCGACACAUUCUACAAUCUCGUCACCGACAUUUACGAGUGGGGCUGGGGCCAGUCCUUCCACUUCUCCCCCUCGAUUCCGGGCAAAUCGCACCACCAAGCCACGCGCCUCCACGAGGAGAUGGCCGUCGAUCUACUCAAUGUCAAGCCGGGAUCCAAAAUCCUCGACGCCGGCUGCGGCGUCGGCGGCCCGAUGCGCGCGAUCGCCGCCCACUCGGGGGCCAACGUCGUCGGAAUCACAAUCAACGAGUACCAGGUGGGGCGUGCGCGGGCGCACAACAAAAAGGCAGGGCUCGACGCGCUCUGCGAGGUCGUGUGCGGCAACUUCCUCGAGAUGCCGUUCGGGGACAACACAUUCGACGGUGCGUACUCGAUCGAGGCCACGUGUCACGCCCCCAAACUGGAGGACGUGUACGGCGAGAUCUACCGGGUCAUGAAACCCGGAUCCAUGUACGUGUCCUACGAGUGGGUCACAACCGAACUGUACGACGAAAAUAACCCGGAACACGUGGAGGCCAUACAGGGUAUCGAGAGGGGGGACGCACUGCCGGGGCUCCGGAGCUACAGCGACAUAGCUGACGUGGCGAAAAGGGUCGGGUUCGAAGUGGUUAUGGAGAAGGAUUUGGCGAAGCCACCGGCCAACCCGUGGUGGACCCGGCUGAAAAUGGGUCGGAUCGCGUACUGGAGGAACCACAUUGUGGUUACAGUACUCGCGUGGCUAGGAAUUGCUCCAAAGGGUGUUGUGGACGUGCACGAGAUGCUAUUUGUGACGGCGGAUCACCUCUCGAAGGGGGGCGAAACCGGAAUAUUCAGUCCGAUGCAUAUGAUUCUCUGCAGAAAACCUGAGACUAAUUAAUUGAUAGUAGUAUUGAAGAUGGUUAGUUUGGUGUUGCCUUGGUGGUUGUUAUUAUGUUUUUGUUUUUUCGUACUUAAUUUAGUUAAGAGUGUUUUAUGCAUGGUUGCUUUUCGAAAAUGUGGACUUGUGUUUUUGUCUAAUUUAUUGGAGUAGCUAGAUUGGUCUGUAUCAUGGAAGAAAGUUUCAUCAAUUAAUUUAAUUUUGUGAA
Messenger RNA from Erythranthe guttata (spotted monkey flower), 1363 nucleotides. Its product is annotated as 24-methylenesterol C-methyltransferase 2. Gene Ontology annotation, molecular function: S-adenosylmethionine-dependent methyltransferase activity. Gene Ontology annotation, biological process: steroid biosynthetic process. The record is from RefSeq and is a predicted model, not a curated record. NCBI's taxonomy places the organism in Eukaryota, Viridiplantae, Streptophyta, Magnoliopsida, Lamiales, Phrymaceae.